Hordeum vulgare subsp. vulgare (domesticated barley) is the source of this 3096-nucleotide messenger RNA. RefSeq lists its product as uncharacterized. The transcript has 4 exons. The record is from RefSeq and is a predicted model, not a curated record. Lineage: Eukaryota; Viridiplantae; Streptophyta; Magnoliopsida; Poales; Poaceae. Bases 142 to 2856 code for a protein of 904 amino acids.
CUCGCCUCGCCUCUAAAAAGGAAGGAGGGACAGAGCGAGCAGCACUCCGUCCGUUGCGUCCGUUCCCAUCUGCACGUCGUCGCCGACGACGACCCUGCCAUUGCCGGCCGAGCGAGCGGGCGGACGGGGGGCGAGGUGGGCAUGGAGGGCGACGAGGCGGCGAGGCGGGGGAGGGAGGCGCUGAGCGGGGGCCACCUCUGCCACGUCUGCGGGCACCAGUACCCCAACCCCAACCCCAGCGCCAAGCUCCGCCGCUCCCACCGCAGGAACUGCCGCAAGGUCACCCCCGCCGCCGAGGAGGAGGGCGCCGGCCCGCGCAAUGCGGCCGACGGCCGCCUCGUGCUUGGUGCCGCGGGAGGACCAGGAGACGGGGAGGAGCCCGGCAAUGGCGCGGCGAGCGGAGGCUCUUCGUCGCCCGGAUCUGCCAACGGAGGCGUCGAUUCGGCGGAGGACAAGCAGAACGCAGAACAUGCUUCUCUCAAUGCUGCUAGAAUUCAAGCCAUCACCAGUAACUACAUUGAAACUGGCCUGAUUCCCAAUAAUUCUUCUGAAACUGCAGAUGAAGGCAAUGGAACCCAUUCAGAAAGGCCUAGCACCAAUGGAAUUCAACAUAAAGUGCCUGAAAGUUUCACUGAAAUUGGACAGCUUGCAGUUGCACACCCAACUGAACGAGAAGAUUGUCUUGAGGAAUACCAGGAUGCAUCUUCUUUUCUUCAUCAAUCAGAUCCGGAAGAUGGUGCAGCAAUAGCACGUGAGUCAGAUGUUCCUAUGGAAAUCAAGAAUCUGGAUAAAGGCUCAGCGGGUUCAAGUGUGGCUGCAGAUGUAAUCUCUCUUGAAAGAUAUGACACAUGCAAAUAUCAGUUUUCAAGGGAAUCAAGCAUGACUGAUUUGCCUGCUGGAUCUGAAGUUGAAAACGAAGCUGAAUAUCAUGCGGGGAAUAUAACAUUUGGAUUGGUUGGGCAUGAAGAUGAUUUAAACCUCCAGAGUACAGAUGACUGCUCAGCAGACAUUGACAGCAACAAUACAGAUGUCGUGGUUGACAGCAAAUCUGAUAGAACAUCUGGCAGUUGCGAGUUUAUUGGUGAUUUGAAUCCCUCGUCUCUGCAGAAGUGCUCUCUGCUUAAGUCUGACCCAGAAUCCCAAUCUGCAUGUUCCAGGAAGGUGGGCAGCUUCUUGGAAGAUGGUAUGGAGGUUCUGGAUACCAUGUCUGAAGUAUCACCAAGAGAAGAAAUAGUAGAAUCAUAUCCUAUUGGAUCUGAAACAAUAUCUAAUUCUGAAGAUGAGUUGAAGCUAAUUCAUACUGAAAGUACGUCAACUGAUUAUUCCACAGAGCGGUCUUCACAGAACUUGUCUGCUCAAGAUACUUCAGGUGUUCAGCUGCCAGUUGAUAACUCUUACCUGGUAAAUUCAGUAUGCUCUGUACCUGGUUAUCAGAAUGAUCUGGCUGUUACUAAUGUCAAUGGCAUGCUCAAGUCCAUUGCUGAAGACAACUGCAGUAAAGACAUUUUAGUAAAGGACAGUGCGGUUGAUUUUUCAUGCGAGGCGAGGCCUGAACAACAAGAGGACAUCUGCAACAGGGAAAGUGCCACUGAGGUUCCUACAAAUUAUCAAGUGUCUACAAGUCAGGAGCAUGUCACAUUGCUAAUGGAUCAGGUGUCUUCUACCAAGAAUCCAUUCAGUAUAGAUGACACCAGGAGUGAUGACUUAUUUGAGCUUGCUUCUGGUUACCAUUUGGAGGCACCAAAUGUUUUUGAAUCAGAGCAGGAAGUUGACUCUAUAUCUCAGACAGUUUCCAACCAAACCAGCGUUGCUGACGGGAAACACUGUCCGAUCUCAGAUGAUCGCAUGGUAGCUGUGUCAAGUAAAAAUGGAUAUGCAGUUGAAGCAGGAGAUGCGUCGGUCAGUAGCGGUUCAGAUCCUGCGAAGAACAUUUUCUUGCAUGAUGCCUCGGUCAACCAUGACAAGGAAGGUGAAUCACAUACAAAUGACACCAUCGAUGUACCAUCUCAAGUAUUUCCAACAGAAUUUGGCACAAUGCCCGUUUCUCAGGAGAUCAAUGCACUCAGCACAUCUGUUGAAGAAAAGACUGUCAUGGAAGACACCAAAGCAAAAGAUAAGACUGCGGUAGAGAGUAUAGAUGACUCAGAAGAAAAGAAACAGACUCAAGAUGCUAGUGUGAAGGAGAUGACUGCAGUACUGCACACAGAUAAUGUUGAAGAGGAUAAACUGGCUGAGGAUACCGGUUCAAAGGAAGUGACAGCAGUACAAAGCACAGAUAAUAUUCAUGAAAAGGAUCAGACUGAAGACGAUAGUGCAACGAAGAUGGACAGAGAAUUUAAUACAGCUGAUGUUGGCAACAGCCAGACUGAUGUUACCAGCAAAGAAGAGAAAACUGAUGAAGUGCAACAGACAGAUAAUGCUGAAGAAAAGAAGCAGGCUUCAGAAACUAGUGCAAAGGAGAUGAACGCCGUGCCAAGCAGCGAGCACGCUGAAGUGCAGAAGCAGGCUGAAGGAACAGUCAGUCUGGAGGGAAACAAGCAGAAUGGAGAGAUCGCCGCCAUCGGCUCGAGGCUGAAUUCAUCAAGGAUCAGCGUCCCCUUGAAGGUCCUCCUUGCCGAGGCGAGUCUGGAGGGCAAAGAGAAGAAACCCAGCACCAAGGAGAGGGUCCUGUCGUUCACGCGGCGAGGAGCGUCGAAGGACGACGCCUCAUCGGCGAAGCCAGGGUCAGCCGGUUCGGACGACCAGUACUGGAACUCCCCCGCGAAGAUGCCCCACGACAGCAACAACGUCGACAAGAGGUCCAAAGUGAGGAAGCAGCCGUGGAUGCCCUUCAUCUGCUGCCACUCCGUGCACUGAUGCCGCCAUUCAUUCUCCGUCAGCUACGAUCUUCUUUCUAUAUACCGCCAUGCGCAUCUUGUUUGAAUCCGUGGCACCCUUCUUAGUAUAUUUGCGUGAGGACCGGAUAAGCUUAUGCCUUGCAAACAUAUGCCGCCUGAACUACUGUCGUGUUCGUGUAGAUAAUCACUCAAGUUAAGAUGGUGCUGAAAUGCUUUGGAUCAGUGCGAUUUUGAUGUAUCGCCACCUGAUUUCGUAGUA